GCACUCCUUUCCCACAGCCACCGAGGACCGCUGGGGCAGAAGGGCCCCUCGACGGCGUCCCCCACGGCGUUGCCUCCGCCCGGACGCUGCCCUCCGGCGCCCCCGCUGCAGGGCGAGGGCUUCUCGGUGGCGGCCCCCGCCAAGCCCACCGCCGGCCGGGCCAUGAAGCUUCAGGCGGUGAUGGAGAACCUGCAGAGGCAACAGAGAGCCCGGCUCCAGCAGGAAAUGGAGUCGCGCCAGCCUCCGCCGGCCGAUCCGCCGGGCGCGCUUCCGGUUCCUGCCGCGGCCACGGCCUUCUCCCGCGGCCGUAGCCAGGAGCCCGCCGCCACCGAGGAGGCAGGGGAACCGGAGAGUGCCCGGAUCCAGCGGGCGCAGAUGGCGGCGCUGGCGGCCAUGCGGGAGGCGGCUGCCGGCCUGAGCCAGUCGUCGAGCCCUGGCCCGUCAGAGGCCAGUCGCGGCUCAGUGGAGGAGGAAGAAGAGGAGGAGGAGGACGAGGAAGACGAUGGAGGGGUGUUCCCGCGGGAAACGGUCUCCGAAGACGAGGAGAUGAAAGCCAAAUGGGCCGACGAGGAAUUCGACGAAGACCUUGGCGAGGAGGAAGAGGACGAUUACGACGAAGACGAGGAGAUGGCGGAGGAGGAAGGGGUCCCCAUGUCCGGGGAGGCUGCCCGCUCGAGCCCCGGCCCCCCGCUUCUCCGCAAGCAGCAGCCCAACUUGCCCUACAAAGGGGAGACGUCUAGGCUGGCCGGGGGUCCCGACAGACUUUCGGCCUCACUGCCCCACCUGUCGCAGGUGCCGACCCAACCCCUGGACCACGGCGACUGGACCUACGAGGAACAGUUCAAGCAGUUGUACGAACUCGAUGGAGACCCGAAAAGGAAGGAAUUUCUGGACGACCUCUUCAGCUUCAUGCAGAAGCGAGGGACGCCGGUCAACCGCAUCCCCAUCAUGGCCAAGCAGGUCCUCGAUCUGUACAUGCUCUAUGUCCUGGUGACCGAGAAGGGCGGCUUGGUGGAAGUGAUCAACAAGAAGCUCUGGCGGGAAAUCACCAAGGGGCUGAACCUGCCCACGUCCAUCACCAGCGCGGCCUUCACCUUGCGCACUCAGUACAUGAAGUAUUUGUACCCCUACGAGUGUGAGAAGAGAGGUCUGAGCAACCCCAAUGAGUUGCAAGCCGCCAUUGACAGCAACCGCCGUGAGGGUCGCCGGCAAGGCUUCAGCGGCUCAAUCUUCACGUACUCGCCCAGCGGCACCCAUGGCAUGCUGUCCUCGCCCAAGCUCCAAGUGCCAACGCUGGGGUUGCCGUCGACCACUAAUGGCAGCUCCUUGGCCUCCGUCCCGAAAAUCAAAAAAGAGGAGGAGACGGCCAUCCCCAUCAGUGUGCCCGGCCGCCUGCCCGUCUCGCUGGCGGGCCACCCGGCCAUCACGGCCCAAGCCGUCCAAGCGGCGGCGGCCCAGGCGGCGGCGGUGGCUCAGGCCGCAGCGCUGGAGCACCUGCGGGAGAAGUUGGAGUCCGGGGAGCCGCCGGAGAAGAAGAUUGCUCUCGUGACGGACGAGCAGCAGCGGUUGAUGCAGAGGGCCCUCCAGCAGAAUCUUCUGGCCAUGACUGCUCAGCUCCCCAUGAGUAUCCGCAUCAACAGCCAAGGGACGCGCUCGCCAGAAAACCGCCAAGACUCCGCCAUGAAUUUGGCCACCAACGGGACGAACAGCAUCAACAUGUCGGUUGAGCUCAACGGCAUCGUUUAUACAGGUGUGUUGUUCGCCCAAACUCCAGGGCCGUCGUCCUCCCUCAGCAAAGGAAACUCCAACAGCGGCCGCGGCGGUUCGCAGGGCGCGCCGGCCGCCGCCGCCAGCACCCCGCAGACUCCUUUCCCCGCCGCGCCGAUGUCUACCUCAACCAAUUCCUCGUCGCCUUAAGGAAACCCUCCCCGCUGCUCCUCUUCGUCCUGCCAAAGUCGAAAGCCCCCUCCCGGUGACGCUCGGUUGACGAGAAAAGAUCCCCGGUUUGGACCCUUUUCCGCCUGUCUGGACGGGGAUUUCCUGGGGGCGUUUUUCCGGAGAGAGGGGAGAGAUGGACCCGCACACGCCUUGUUUGUUUCCGGGGGGCGAGGGGGGUCUUGAAGGCGCCAUCUUCUGUCCCCAAAUCCCCCCCAAAAAUAAAGGAACCUCUUUGCCAUU
This is a messenger RNA of Podarcis raffonei (Aeolian wall lizard), 2178 nucleotides long. It is a transcript of the gene ARID3A, whose product is annotated as AT-rich interaction domain 3A. The transcript is spliced from 8 exons. The record is from RefSeq and is a predicted model, not a curated record. Gene Ontology annotation, biological process: regulation of transcription by RNA polymerase II. The coding region runs from base 163 to 1917 and encodes 584 amino acids. Gene Ontology annotation, molecular function: DNA binding. Lineage: Eukaryota; Metazoa; Chordata; Lepidosauria; Squamata; Lacertidae. Gene Ontology annotation, cellular component: nucleus.